Messenger RNA from Lingula anatina, 3534 nucleotides. Its product is annotated as myosin-IIIb. Gene Ontology annotation, cellular component: myosin complex. The record is from RefSeq and is a predicted model, not a curated record. Lineage: Eukaryota; Metazoa; Brachiopoda; Lingulata; Lingulida; Lingulidae. Gene Ontology annotation, biological process: regulation of actin filament length; peptidyl-serine phosphorylation. Gene Ontology annotation, molecular function: ATP binding; protein binding; protein serine/threonine kinase activity.
UUUUCUUGUCCCUUAAUAAUUGUAAGACUGAAGUUCGGAUUAAGACCAGGUUAGAAAUUAUAACAGCAAGUAAAAAUGAUCAGUAGAACCAGACCUUGCCAGAAGGACCAGAUAUGUGUUAUAUUAAGUACCAGUACAGAUGAAGAUAGUAAUGUCCAUGAAGUGACAGGAGGUAUUUAGAGAACAGACUCCAAGGCCACAGUCAAGUUGACAGUUAGAGAUAAUCGUCAGCUGGUGUUAAGUGUCAGAAAGCUGAAUGGCAGUGUCUGUAAUACCUGACUUAACAGUGAUGGCUGUACUUCAAGUUACAUUCUUGCACUAGUAUUAAGUGGUCUGAAUACAAAAGUAGGCACAGGGAAUCUCUUUUGAAAGUUCUUGUUUUAUUGCCUUUCAUAUAAAUGUCCGUGUAUUCCAUUAGUGAGGCAUGUAUUCUGAAAACUUAAAGAUUUAAAGGUAUCCUAUCUUCAUUUUAGGAAAUACAAAUGUUGCCAGAUUAUAAAGUAUACAUAUGACAAACUUCCUUAUUUACUAAUUUAAUCUUAGUGCAUUUUGAUCAUAGUUUCAGAAAAAUUCCACACAAUGCAAAUUUAAAAUGUACACAAAAAUAUUUUGUAAACAAAUUUCUUAAUUUUACUGUGAUAGCCAAAGAUCUCUCCCAUCUCCUGUCACCAAGAGCCUUCUUGGGAGCAUGUACCUCUGUUUAUCAUCUCAUACAUUUUUGGGAGGACUUAUCCUGUUUGUAAAGAUGUGGACACAAUCACUAGCAAAAUAUAUGUGAUUUACAUCUUGUGUCAGUUGUUGGGUAUUGUGUCAUUGUGAAUACAGCUUAAGAAUAAGAAUAUCAUGUUCUGAAGACAGAGCCAUUGAAGAUGUUCACUAUGAAAAUACCUCCAGUAUCCAUUACCUUUUUUUCACCCAAAUGGCAAGCUGUAUUCCUGUAUUUCAUUAUGAAAUUCUAUAGAAAAUCACUGCAGCAGAGUUUACUAAUGGACUGACCACGGGACCAGUAUUCAGCACACCAAAUAUGGUAAACAUUGCAUAAAAUUCAAGUCAUGAUUUUGAAUGACAAGAAAUAAUUUAUGGGAUCAUACAAAGCCCUAUGAAAUAAGGACCCUCAAGGUGCUGGUAAGACCAGGUACAUUUAAGUUUCAGACCUCGGGUUCUUAUAGCAGCACAGUACAGUCACUUGCAUCAGCUGUCUAAGUAGGUGUCAGUAUAAACCUGUAAUACCUGUAUAAGUCUUGUGCAAGGGAAAUGUUCUCCAGAGGUGUGUCUACAUAUAGACCAGAAUAUUCUAGACUGACACCAUUACGUGUAGACCACGUCACAAAAAAACAGGGAUUUAAAUGUCUGAGGUGCAACUAAAUUAAGUCUCUGGAUCCAAUCCUCCCAUUAGAAGGAAUCUGUUGUCUCUAUACAUUUUUGAAGAUAAUCAAUCUGAUUUUGUUAUUUUGGACAAAAUUAUGUUUCCAGCCUAAGGCAGCACUGGUGUGAACUGAUCCUUGAUUUAAAGCUGUCAUGACCUGUGUGUAGCUGCAAACUACCUUGGCUCUGUGACAAGUUGCGUGGUGUGUGCUCUGUUCAUCAGUAUUCAGGGUGUGAGAAAAAUAGCCUUGCUUCUCUUUGAUAGUGUAGGAACUGGACACUGCACCUACUCAUAGGUAUAGUCACAAUUAAAGAAAGUACUGGACUGGACUAGAUGACAAAUGGCUCACUGGAUUAGCUAAGGAUUGAUUCAUCCUCAGGUUGUCUUUAUAAAGGGAGGAAUGUACUUAUACCACUUUAAAGUACUCAUGAAAGCUGUUCUUGCAUUGCAGAUCUGAGAAAAAAAUCUUUGCUAGUAAGAAUCGUGAUAGCGGAUCUUGGGAUCAGCCUUUAGAGGAAGCCAGGAGAAGAGCACUGUCCUCAGAGGACAUUCCUAAUAAAUUGACCACUUCACUGACCACGUGUAGUUCUCUGACCAGUCCACUCACCCCAAUCACACCCCUGGCAAGCUGUCUGACCAGUCCUCUCUCUCCCUGUAUAAGUACAAUCCCCAGCUCUCCAGGGAGUAGUAGCCUGACACCCUUAUUAAGUUCCCCAUCUGACUACAAUAUACUACAUGUGCCUGGAACUGAUAUCAUGGCAGACUCGGAGACGGAACAGGAAAAGCUUGAACCAGAAUUGUCAGAGCUUGAUGAAAUGUUCCGUAAAAUACUUGCUACCACUGCUGCCACUAAGUUGAUUGCACACAAACCCAAGUCUGAAAGUCUAUUGAGAAGUCCUGCUGACAGUGUUUGGAGUUUACCAUGGGAUGCCCCACUUCAGGCUAAUUAUAACACAGCUCAUGAUGCUAGGAGUGUGCAUCCUGGGGUUUCUACUGGUACCAUUUGGACCAAUACCUCUGGCUGCAAUACCCCUUGGACCAAUACCCCAGGGUCCAGUACCCCAGUGCCUGAUAACUCCUCCCGCUCCUCAUCCACCAUUAUAGGGGAGGAGCACACCAUUAUUGACACCAUUCUCUGGGAUUACUGGGAGGAGCUUGAGUAUGCAAAAUAUAAGCUUUAUGUCAUUGCACCAUUGAUGUUCUAUAGGGAGUGGGGGGUGGGGGAGUGCACCAUUAUUUAGACCACUCUUAGUGAGCACUUGGUGGAACUUGUAUAUGUUGUGUAUGUUGCAUGUGUUAUUGCACCAUAAAUGUGUGUGUGUGUGGGGGGGGGGGAGCUUCAUAUUAUUUUGACACUAUUUUCAAUGGGAACUGAGGAAAGCUGAAAAGAAUUUAUUCAGUAUGGGUUAUUUUAUCACCAUAGGUAUCUGCACCAUUUAUAAACAACUUUAUGUGAUGAUUUUUAAAGUGAAUUUUUAUUAAUGCUUUGUUGAGUUCUGAGUGUGUGCACCCAACACUGACAUGCAAGUAGAGCAAAUAAAACAGAAUGAAAAGUUAAAGUUACAGUAGGGUGAUAGACAGAAGUUUAAGAUAGACUUAGAGCAGGGUGUUAUAUAUUGCAUAUGUCUUUGUAUAUAAACACUGUAUAGUAUGUAACAUGUAUGGAAAGUCAUGUUUCUAGUUUAGUUAGGUCAGACUAACUUCAGACAAUUUUGCUGGUCAUAUGAUAGUGAUUACCUCAGUAUAUAUAGUUCACCAUUUAUAUUACAAAUCAAAAAAAUUUAAUCUAGCUUUUGUAAUUGCAUUACUGUAAUAGUGGUAAGCACUAAUUAAGCCAAUAGAUUGGCUUAAUUAUUAUAGUAAAUUAAUCUUGAUUACACAUGUCGCUGAAACAUAUGUGGUUUGCUAAGGAAGGUCAAACUUGUGUCAACCCAACUUCACUGGAACCACAACUUAAACUUGUACAUGCAGGUGCAUUUUCCCUAAAUUGUUCCAUUGCUACUGUACCCAGUUCACAGUUUAGUAUGUCUGAUAUAUAGCAUGCAUGCUGCUGACAAUGUACACAGCUUAACUUUUUCCUCUAUAAGUGUUACUUAAUUAACAAUAAGUAAUUAAGUAAUAUAUAUCUCACCCUUUUUUCCUGCAAUUUCAAUACCUUUUUUUUUUUG